AACUCACUUUCAACUUCUCUUAUCCUUUUCAUCUUCUUCUCCCUCGAACAUCCCAAACACCCCCCACGUUUGCAAACAAGGGAUCGUUUUCUUUUUCUUUUCUCUUUAUUUUCAUCUUUUCCUCAACAAAGAAAAAAUAAUCCGAAUUACGAAUUAGUUCCCACCAUGGCGGACCGCUACAUUCCCGAGCACCGUCGUACCCAGUUCAAGGCCAAGAACACCUUCAAGCCCGAUGAGCUCCGUCGUCGUCGUGAGGAACAACAGGUUGAGAUUCGAAAGGCCAAGCGUGAGGAGAAUUUGGCCAAGAGAAGAGGCAUUCAAUCCCGCGAUGGAGGCGUUACUGUAGGCGGUGGCCUCGUCGACUCCCACCAGGACAGCGAUGAUGAGGGCGGUAGCAUUGCCAGCCAGCUCAGUGAGGAGCUUCCUCAAAUGGUCAAGGGAGUCUUCUCCGAGGACAUCGAGGCCCAGAUCCAAGCUACCACAAAGUUCCGAAAGCUUCUAUCCAAGGAGCGUAACCCGCCAAUUGAGGAGGUCAUCAAGACUGGUGUCGUCUCUCGUUUUGUCCAAUUUCUCUCUUCGCCUCAUACCCUUGUCCAGUUUGAAGCUGCUUGGGCUCUUACCAACAUUGCUUCUGGAUCCGCCCAGCAGACUCAGGUCGUCAUUGAAGCUGGUGCCGUCCCCGUCUUUGUGGAGCUGCUGAGCAACCCCGAGCCUGACGUUAGAGAGCAGGCUGUGUGGGCUUUGGGUAACAUUGCUGGUGACAGCCCUGUUUGCCGUGACUAUGUUUUGGGUGCCGGUGCCCUCCGACCCCUCCUUGCCCUUUUGGGUGACAGCCGCAAGCUGAGCAUGCUUCGCAAUGCCACCUGGACCUUGAGCAACUUCUGCCGUGGCAAGACUCCCCAGCCGGACUGGAAUACUAUUCUUCCCGCUUUGCCCGUCCUUGCUAAGCUUGUUUACUCCCUGGAUGAUGAGGUCCUUAUCGAUGCUUGCUGGGCCAUCUCGUACCUUUCAGAUGGUUCCAACGACAAGAUCCAGUCCGUCAUCGAGGCUGGUAUCCCUCGUCGUCUUGUAGAGCUUCUCAUGCAUGCCUCGACUUCUGUGCAAACCCCGGCCCUCCGGUCCGUCGGAAACAUUGUCACUGGUGACGAUGUUCAGACUCAGGUGGUCAUCAACUGUGGUGCUCUGCCUGCUCUCCUCUCGCUCCUGGGCUCCUCCAAGGACGGUAUCCGCAAGGAGGCCUGCUGGACCAUCUCCAACAUUACUGCUGGAAACUCUACUCAGAUCCAAGCUGUCGUUGAUGCCAACCUCAUCCCUCCGCUUAUCAACCUCUUGUCCAAUGGCGACUUCAAGACCAGAAAGGAGGCCUGCUGGGCUAUCUCCAACGCUACGUCUGGUGGAUUGCAGAAGCCUGAACAGAUCCGCUACCUGGUAUCCCAAGGCUGCAUCAAGCCCCUCUGUGAGCUGCUCACCUGCCCCGACAACAAGAUUAUCCAGGUCGCUCUCGACGGCCUCGAGAAUAUCCUCAAGGUUGGCGAGCUUGACAAGAAUGCGGCUGCUGGCAACGCUGCCGAGAACAUCAACAAGUUCGCCUUGUUCAUUGAGGAGGCCGGUGGCAUGGAGAAGAUCCACGACUGCCAGAACAACGCCAAUGAGGAUAUCUACAUGAAGGCUUACAGCAUCAUUGAGAGAUAUUUCUCUGAUGAGGAGGAGGCCGCUGGCGAUAUUAGCGAGAUCGCCCCUCAGCAAGGCGAGGGUGGUACCUUUGGUUUCGGUACUCAAACCCAGCAGCAGGGUGGCUUCAACUUCGCCGAAAACGCUGACUCGAUGGACAUGUAAAAUGCGUGAUCCCGACUGUCUAACUUUGGCGAAG
Messenger RNA from Xylona heveae TC161, 1870 nucleotides. Its product is annotated as importin subunit alpha-1a. Gene Ontology annotation, biological process: NLS-bearing protein import into nucleus. NCBI's taxonomy places the organism in Eukaryota, Fungi, Ascomycota, Xylonomycetes, Xylonales, Xylonaceae. The record is from RefSeq and is a predicted model, not a curated record. The coding region runs from base 166 to 1836 and encodes 556 amino acids. Gene Ontology annotation, molecular function: nuclear import signal receptor activity; protein binding. The transcript has 3 exons. Gene Ontology annotation, cellular component: nucleus; cytoplasm; nucleoplasm.